Molecule: messenger RNA, 3882 nt
Organism: Eublepharis macularius
Lineage: Eukaryota; Metazoa; Chordata; Lepidosauria; Squamata; Eublepharidae
Gene: INPP5B
Product: inositol polyphosphate-5-phosphatase B
Exons: 22
Coding region: 1126-3621 (831 amino acids)
Biological process (GO): phosphatidylinositol dephosphorylation; signal transduction
Cellular component (GO): membrane; cytosol
Molecular function (GO): inositol-1,4,5-trisphosphate 5-phosphatase activity; phosphatidylinositol-4,5-bisphosphate 5-phosphatase activity
Source: RefSeq, a predicted model, not a curated record
GGGCUAAUAGUCAUUCUUGGGAUGGAAGCGGCUGGGAAACUCCACUCCUCCAGAGCCGAACCACCCUUGGUACCAAGCCCUUGGAGCGGGAGGGGGAGUGUCUCCGGGCCUGGACGGUCCAGCCAGCCCACAGCCGGGUUGCCAGCUCCCAGAUGGAAAACUGAAGAUUUGGGGCGUGAACCCUGGAGAGGGCAGGCUUUGGAGCGGAGAAACAGCUCGGAGGGGUCUAACGCCAUGGAGAUCGCCCUCCAGAGCAGCUGUUUCCUCCAGGGGAGCUGAUCUCUGUGGCCGGGGGCUCAGUUGCAACGCCGGGAGAACUCCAGCUACCCCCUGGAGGUUGGAAACCUAAGCGAACCGGUCUUUGCUGCCGGCUGAUCAAGGGUUACGCGAAGGCCACUGCCUCCAGGCAGGAGGGGCCGCCUCUGGACUGCCGAUGUGGAGCGCAGGAGUAGAGCCUGGGCGGAGGAAGGGGCGGCAGGUAACGGAACACAGCACAAUCUCUGCACGCAUAGGAUGCACGUCUGAAGCCUCGGUGCUGCAGGGCGGCUUCGGCGGCUGGGCCUCGGAGGUGGUAAAGGGCGCUCAUUCGUCUAGGGGGGCGCGCCGUGGCCGCAAAGUUAUAGCAAGGGAGCCAGCUGGGGAACGGGGGAGGAAGGACGGGGCGAUCCCGCAACCAGACGUGGCGACGCCCUUCUGAAACUCCCCUGCCUGCCAGAGGCCAGAACAGCUGAUUCCUCGUCGCGAGAAAGGAGGGAAGAUUGGACCACCGAACAGGCGUGAGAACGAGCGCCCCCCCCAACCGAAUCUAGAAUGGACCAGUCUUUUGCCAUCCAGGAGACGCUGUCAGCUGGAGAAACUUGCCUGGCUAUAUCCUUCAAUAAGGGAGAGAACAUGAAUGCAGAUGGGUGCUCUGCUUUGCUGGGCUCCUCUCAUGCGAGCAUGCUGGCUGCUUAUUAUGAGGAAACUGCAAGAGGCUAAAACUAAUGUAUGUGUGUUGCAUGUGCAUGCUCCUGGGACCCUUUGGGAGGUUGCCAGCUCCUGCCCUAGGAGAGUCAGUAAUUUUAUUGACACUUCCUUGACCAUCAGUUGCACACUGUGCAAGGAAUCCUAGCUGCUGAGGAGGGCAUGGAGAGCCGACUGUUGAGCCUCGUUGAGAGCCAUGGGAAGUCCAUGAUAUGCCUUUACACACACCGGAGAAUGGCCAUCACCGCAGAGGAUGUUUGCCUGGACAGGAUUCUACUAAUCCAGGAUGGAUUUACAGUGGAAGAAGUCACCCCAGAGAAUGACCUGCAGAUUCUAGGCUCUGAUGUUACAGUCCAGAUCACCUCUGGCGAUGCCGAGUUGCUGGUGCGGCUGCCCUUCGGCUCACAGACCCAGAUGUUCCUGCAGGAGGUCAGGAGGCGCUGCAGUCCAGGAGUUGCCAGGAGUGAAGAUGCAACAGCAGUAGACCCAGAACAAAGCACCAGUGGUGAGGCCAAGACUGCUUCCACAUACAGAGAUCAGAAGCCAAAGACUGCCAGCGAGAUGCCCACAUCUGAACAAGCACAGGGCCUGUCCACUCGGCCACCUUGGCUGAGAGACACCCUCAUCCAGUCCUGGCUCACACAGAAGGAAGAUUCAUACACACAUCUUCAGAGCUUCAGGUUCUUUGUUGGGACAUACAACGUGAAUGGCCAAUCACCCCAAGAAAGCCUCCAGCCCUGGCUAAGUCAAGAUAAAGAGCCUCCCGAUGUUUACUGUGUGGGCUUCCAAGAGCUUGACCUAAGCAAAGAGGCCUUUUUCUUCAAUGACACGCCCAAAGAAGAGGAAUGGUUUAAGGCUGUCACAAAGGGCCUUCACCCAGGAGCCAAAUAUGCCAAGGUGAAGCUUGUCCGACUGGUUGGAAUCCUGUUGCUGCUGUAUGUGAGGACAGAGCUUGCCAUGAACAUCUCUGAGGUGGAGGCUGAGACGGUCGGUACAGGCAUCAUGGGCAGAAUGGGCAACAAGGGUGGGGUAGGCAUCCGGUUCCAGUUCCACAACACCACUGUCUGCGUGGUCAAUGCCCACCUGGCAGCCCAUGCUGAGGAAUACGAGCGGAGGAACCAAGAAGUCCAAGACAUCUGUGCCCGGAUGCAGUUCCACCAGCUGGAGCCCAGCCGCCCACUCCUUACCAUAGAUGGGCAUGACAUUGUCUUGUGGUUGGGAGACUUGAACUACCAGCUGGAGGAGCAGGACACGGAGCGGGUGAAGAAGCUGAUCCAGGCCCAGGACUUCCAAGCCCUUUAUCGGCGUGACCAGCUGAAGAUUCAGAUGGAUGCCAAGGUGAUAUUUCAAGACUUCAGGGAGGGAGAGAUUUCCUUCCAACCCACCUACAAAUACAUCCCUGGCUCUGACGACUGGGAUGACAGUGAGAAGUGCCAUGCCCCAGCCUGGUGUGACAGGAUCCUCUGGAGAGGGAAGACAGUCUCUCAGCUGAGCUACCAAAGCCACACGGCCCUGAAGAAUAGUGACCACAAGCCUGUCAGCGCCCUCUUUGAUGUUGGGAUAAAGGUGAUGGACGAGAAGCGCUAUCGCAAAGCCUUCGAGGAAAUUGUGCGCUCUUUGGAUAAGAUGGAGAAUGCCAGCAUCCCGUCCGUGACUCUGUCCAAGAGAGAGUUCCUUUUCAAGGAUGUGAAGUACCUGCAACGUCGGGUGGAGACCUUCACCAUCUGCAAUGGCCCAGUCCCCUGCCAGUUUGAGUUUAUUAACAAGCCCGAUGAGGACACCUACUGCAAGCCGUGGCUGAUCGCCAAACCAAGCAAGGGCUUCCUGUUGCCAGGUUCGGAGUUGAUGAUGGAAUUAGAACUACUUGUAAAUAAAUCAACAGCGACAGCCUUGAAUUCUGGAGAAGGCAAGCUGGAGGACAUCUUAGUGCUGCACCUGGAUAGAGGCAAGGAUUAUUUCCUGUCUGUGUCAGGGAACUACUUGCCCAGCUGUUUUGGGUGCCCCAUCCAGGCACUCUGCUACAUGAAGGAGCCCAUCCGAGAGACGUUGCCCAAGGCAGUUAGGGAGUUGACCUUGAUGCCGUUGUCGACAGAGGAUGCUUUUCUGGAAGAGAAGCCCUUGGACAUCCCCAAGGAGUUGUGGAUGAUGGUGAACCACCUGUAUCGCAAUGCUUGCCAACAGGAAGAUCUUUUCCAGCAGCCAGGCCUGAGGCCAGAGUUUGACCAGAUCCGUGACUGGCUGGACACAGAGACGCUGGACGUGCUUGUGCCAGUCGGCAGCAACCACGCUGUGGCUGAAGCACUGCUGCUCUUCUUAGAGAGUCUUCCUGAACCAGUCAUCUGCUACAAGUUGUACAAAAGCUGCCUGGAAUGUGCCAACAGCUAUGAGAUGAGCAGUCAGGUUGUUGCUAUGCUGCCCAAGUGCCAUCAAAACGUUUUCCGUUACCUGGUAGCAUUCCUGCGGGAGCUGCUGAAAUACUCUGGGAAGAACCAUUUGGAUGUGAAUAUUCUUGCUACUAUAUUUGGCGGCUUGUUGGUGCGCCCUCCUUCUGGCCACACCAAGCCAGGCACAGCGGAAAAGCAGAAGGCACAGCAAUUCAUCCUGCAGUUCCUCUGCCAGCAAGGGGACGUGCCGGGUUAUAGAUUACUGCAAAGAUAACAUUUGAUGCAAUCCAAGUAUUAGAUUUUAUAUGACACUAAUACAUUUUAAUGCAAAUGCAACAUGUAUUCCGGGAUACAGGUCCGGCGUGAUGAAAUACUAAUGGUGCAAUGUACCUCUUGAGUCAUCCCAAGCAUUGUGAUAAAACAGUCUUGUCUCUGUAUCACCGCCUCCUCGCUUAACUGCCUGUAAUGUUAAAACAGAAAAUUUUAUAAUUACAUUAAAGCUAUAUUUUGUAAAGAAUACACUUUAUUAACUUCA